AUGGCGACUGAGGACGAACGGUCUGCUCUUACCUCGCGAAUUAUUCCAACCAUGAGUCUCUCCAUGGCUGAAAAUCCUCUCACAGCGCCCCUGGCCCCCAUAAAGACAACAUCACCUGCCGCGCGAGCUGCUGCUCGAUUCCGGAUAGAGGGCAAUGCUGUCCUCACCGGAGGUGCUGGCACAUUAGCUUUGGUGUCUGCCCGGUCACUACUGGAGCAUGGUGCGUCUGGUGUUACGCUCAUGGAUCUGCAGUCCACCCUUAAUACGUCCUCGCAUGCAAUAUCGAAACUGAAGGAGGACUUCCCCAAUGCGGAUAUCCACACGAUGCCGGUCGACGUGACAUCGGAAUCCGAAGUGGACCAAGCCUUCCAGGUUGCCCAGGGGUUGAUGGGCAGCCUCGACAUGUUAUGUUGUUUCGCAGGAAUAGUUGGGUGUAUGCACUCCAUCUCAGCAACUGCUAGCCAAUUCCGCAAAGUCAUCGAUGUCAAUCUAACUGGGUCGUUCCUCUGCGCUCAAGCCGCCGCAAGACGCAUGAUUGAAUCCAAGUCCGGGGGAUCCAUUGUCUUCACAGCUUCCAUCUCGGCUCACACGACGAACUAUCCCCAACCUCAAGCAGCGUACAAUGUGAGCAAGGCGGGGGUUGCGCAUCUGACGCAGAAUCUCGCCGCUGAGUGGGCAGUUCACGGGAUCCGAGUCAACUGUAUCUCUCCAGGCUACAUGGACACAGUGCUUAAUGCCGGUGACAACCUGAAGCCAGUGCGAGACAUCUGGGCCAGCCGGUGUCCCAUGGGCAGAAUGGGCGAAGUGGAAGAAAUCACCGCACCUAUCGUACUUCUCAGCAGUAAAAGAGCAGGCAGAUACAUCACAGGGGCAGAUUUGCGAGUGGAUGGCGGUGCAUUGUGCUUUUGA
Molecule: messenger RNA, 909 nt
Organism: Cladophialophora psammophila CBS 110553
Lineage: Eukaryota; Fungi; Ascomycota; Eurotiomycetes; Chaetothyriales; Herpotrichiellaceae
Product: gluconate 5-dehydrogenase
Exons: 1
Coding region: 1-909 (302 amino acids)
Cellular component (GO): intracellular anatomical structure
Molecular function (GO): oxidoreductase activity, acting on NAD(P)H, oxygen as acceptor
Source: RefSeq, a predicted model, not a curated record